Molecule: messenger RNA, 8265 nt
Organism: Lytechinus variegatus (green sea urchin)
Lineage: Eukaryota; Metazoa; Echinodermata; Echinoidea; Temnopleuroida; Toxopneustidae
Product: cadherin EGF LAG seven-pass G-type receptor 2-like
Exons: 32
Coding region: 62-5452 (1796 amino acids)
Biological process (GO): adenylate cyclase-activating G protein-coupled receptor signaling pathway; cell surface receptor signaling pathway
Cellular component (GO): membrane
Molecular function (GO): G protein-coupled receptor activity; calcium ion binding
Source: RefSeq, a predicted model, not a curated record
CUCCUUUUCGUUUUCCUCUACAGAUGGUGUAAACAUUGAGACGGCAACCUGUAAGUUUCGGAUGAUAAUGGUGACCCACGACAUGCUCUUCAGCAGUGUCACUGUUCAGGUAGAAGAUAUGCAGUCUCAUGAAUUCCUGUCUCCAAAGCUUCUUCAGUUCAUUGAUGCCCUUGCUGGUAUAAUUCCUGCCAACCAGGACCUGGUCUACCUCUUCAGCAUCAAAGAUGAGGAAACUAUGAUCCUCAACAUCACCUUUGCUGCACAACGUCCUGAUGGAUCCUUCUUCAGCUCUCAAUACCUACAGGAAAGGGUCUAUCUCAAGCGUAGCCAGCUUUCUGAAGCGCUAGGUGCUACUGUUCUUCCAUUUGGGGAUAACCUUUGCCUCAAUGAGAUUUGCAGCGACUUUUACCAGUGCAUUGCCCCUCUUGUCUUCUGGACACCAGGUGGUUUCAUUGCAACAACUUCGGUCAUCUUCCGUUCCAUCCAUCCAGAGACGAUCUACAAAUGCGACUGUCCUCCCGGGUUCACAGGGAACUACUGCAUGACAGAGAUCAACUUCUGCUACUCCAACCCAUGCAUGAACCAAGGAGUUUGUGUUCAGAAAGAAGCUGGUUAUACCUGCCUCUGUGAAGAAGGAUUUAUAGGAACGAACUGUGAGAUUGACAUUGGUACAGGACGUUGUGCAGGGGCAACAGACAGCAUCUGCAAACAUGGUGGAACCUGUCGUAACUUCCUCAACGGAGGCUUUGAUUGUAGCUGUCCAAACCCUAACGAAUUUGAUGGUCCAUUUUGUCAGAUUCGGACAAGGAAUUUUCCACCAAAUUCAUUCAUGAUGUUCUGGUCGCUGAGUCAGAGAGUGAGGCUCCAACUGUCUGUCAGCUUUGCCUCCCUGGAGCCCAACGGACUGAUCUUCUACAAUGGCCGCUACAACCAGCAGCAUGACUUCAUUGCUCUAGAGAUUGUCAAUAGCCAAGUUCGCUUCUCAUUCUCUACUGGUAGCACUGUCACCACGGUAACCGCAUCAAGACAAGGAGGAGUCAGCGAUGGGGAGUGGCACACUGUUGCAAUUGAUUACAAUUUCAGAACUGCUAGGAUUAUUCUUGAUGAUUGUGAUCCUGCUGUUGCUCUUGAUAAUGGUCAUCAGUUUGAUGAUUUUACCUGUGCUGCAGAAACACAAUACCUUGGAGAACUCAGAUUCCUAGAUCUGAAUGGACCCUUUAUCAUUGGUGGGCUCCCAGAGCUACCAAGUGAGUUCCCUGUGGAGAAUACAGACUUCAAAGGCUGUCUACGUGAUAUAUACAUCAAUAAUGAACUCUUGGACCUUGCUACCAAUGUGGAGGACUAUAACACCCAGCCAGGCUGCCCUCACAUGGCUAAUUUCUGUGAGAGUGACCCCUGUCAUACUGGAGGAACUUGUGAGAAUGGAUGGGAUCGUUAUCAUUGUCACUGCUCAGAAGGAAGUGGAGGUGUUAAUUGUCAGGAAGCCUUGUCCACACCGAUUCGUUUUAUUGGUGAGAGCUACAUGAGAUUUGAUCUUGAUCAUCCAAUCACCUUACCCUGGACCAAUCGUGUUGUAUUCCGUACCGGCCAUGCCGAUGGCGUCCUCAUGUUUAUCCAACUGUCAAACAACAUCAACAUUCGCAUCGAGCUUGUUGAAGGUCACCUUCAUUAUGUGACCAGUUCAGUGGAUGUCCAACUUGACCAGGCUAUAUUCAAUGACAGAGAAUGGCAUGAUAUCAAGGCAGAAUGGAAAAAUGAUAAAAUCAAACUCUCUAUGGAUUUUGACAAGUACAGGACAUCUGUUCGUGCGACUGAUAACAUCAAUGGAAAGACUGUACAGAGGGUUGAUCUAGGAGGUAGAUUAACUGAUAAUGGAAUGUAUAAUGCUUUCACCGGAUGCAUGCAGGGUAUGUCUAUUGGUGAAAGUCACCUUGAUCCAUCUACUGUUGAAGGAGUGAACAUUGAAGAGGGCUGUAAUGUCCCUAAAGCCUGUGAUACCGCUCAGUGUCCAAUCAACAGUGUAUGUGUGGAUUUAUGGGAUUCAUUUGAAUGCCAGUGUGAUAAAGGUUAUGUUGGUCCCAACUGUGUAUCUGCCUGUGACCUACGUGUCUGUGAGCAUGGAUCCUUCUGUAAUCUUGACAAGUCUGCAGAGUUUGGCUACACCUGUACCUGUUCUGACCUCUACUAUGGAGAUCACUGUGAGAAUAUCAUAGAUGAAUGUGAUGAUGAUUGGUGGGGUCAUCAGAUAUGUGGACCUUGUGAAUGUGAUGAGGAGAUGGGAUUUGAAUCUGCCUGUAACAAGACAACCAGUGAAUGCUAUUGUGCUGAACAUUCCUACAGACCAUCAGAUAGUGAUACCUGCUUUCCUUGUAACUGCUAUGAGAUUGGAUCACUAGGCCAGGAUUGUGAUCAAGAGACUGGGGCUUGUACCUGCAAGAGAGGUGCUAUUGGUAGGCGAUGUGAUGAAUGUGUUGAUCCACAUGCUGAGGUCACUCUUAGAGGUUGCGAAGUGGUAUAUGACUCGUGUCCUAAGCGUUUUUCUGAAGGUCUUUGGUGGCCAAGAACCAAGUUUGGAAAGACAGCUAUCCUUGACUGCCCAGGAGAGAGCUAUGGCUUUGCUACACGAUACUGUGAUUAUGAGAAUAACUGGCAAAUGCCCAACCUUUUCAACUGUACCUCAGAUAAUUUCCUCCAGCUUCAGAAUAUACUUGAAAAUCUGCAGAAUGGUCAGAAACUAUAUCCAGAAGUUUCCUUCAACAUUGCCAUGAAGCUCCAAGAAGCAACUAAUGAGACAGAUAAUUUCCAUGGGAAUGACAUCAAUAUAGCUUACCAGGUCCUUGGCUAUCUUCUCAGACAUGAAAGUAAACAGGUGGGACUGAAUGUGACUGCCACCAUCAUGAAGUCCUUUACAAAGAACAUUGUUGAGACAGUGAGCCGAUUGUUUGAGCCUCAGAAUAGAAUUCAUUGGGAGAUGAUCCAGGAGACUUCACGAGGAACGGCUGAGAUCAUGGAGGACAUGGAAAAAUUUGCUCUCAACAUUGCAAAAUUCACCAACUCUUUCUCCUAUACCCCAGAAUUCUCCAUCAUUACCCCCAAUAUCAUCAUGCACCAUGAUAUCAUCCUGCGUGAAAACUUCUCUGUGAGAGCUGUCCCUGAGUACGGGAAAGAAGCUUUACUUUCCCUUGAUGAUAACUCUCAAGUUCACAUCCCUGGUGAUCUGAUCCAACCAAGGACAGAGAUUGAUGAUCCUAAUCAGAUCUCUAUUACUAGUAAUGUUGCUGUGACAGCCUUCAUUCUCUACUCCACUCUACAGAAUCUUCUUCCUAACAGCACAAUGGACAAUGUCAGGAAACCAGAUAACCAUGUUGGUCAGAUCAUAGAUUCUCCAGUAGUAUCCUUCUCUAUCUAUGAUGAGCUAGCCAAUGGUACGCUGCCUGACCCUCUCCUGUCUCCAGUCAUUAUAGAGUUCCAGUCUAUAGAUGCAGUCAACAGGAGUGGACCGCAAUGUGUCUUUUGGGAUUUUGAGUAUAAUAAUGGUACUGGUGGAUGGUCAUCUGAUGGUUGUGAGCUGAGUGGAUAUAACAGGACACAUAUCAAUUGUUCCUGUACACAUCUUACUAAUAUAGCAGUCAUCAUGGAUAAUGCACCUUACAUGUAUGUAGAGGAAGUGAUGAUCACUCUGUCUAUAGCUGUCUAUGUUGGUGUUGGUAUUGCCAUCUUGUGUCUCCUAAUCACCUUCCUAACACUCCUGGGCGUGUCCAACCUGCACACCAAUCUCAAUAGCAUACAUAUCAAUCUAUGCUUUGUACUCAUCGCAGCUGAGGUUACAUUCGGUGUUGGCAUCAGUACAGAAAACAAUUAUGCCUGUACAGCCGUGGCCAUCAUCCUUCACUAUGCCCUCCUCUCAGCAUUUGGCUGGAUGUUUGUAGAAGGUAUCCAUCUCUACCGGAUGAUGACAGAGAUCCGUGAUAUCAACACCGGUCCCAUGACAUAUUCCUAUGUAUUAUCAUAUGGUCUGUCAGCUCUAAUUGUUGGUUUGGCUGUUCCACUCAGUAACAUCAAUUAUGGCUCACAGGUCAACAGCAGAAAUGAACACUUCUGUUGGUUUUCUGUAGAAGACUUGUUGAUUUGGAGCUUUGCUGGACCAGUUCUUGCAGUAGUAGCUAUGAAUAUGGUAGUCAUCUUCCUUGCCAUCAUGGAGUCCUGCAGAUCAGCCAAUAAGAAUCCAGAAUUUGGCAAACUGAGGUCUGGUAUCCGAUCAGCAGGCAUCCUUCUACCACUGCUUGGUAUUACUUGGGUGUUUGGUUUAUUAGCUGUCAAUCAAACUCUCAUCAUCUACCAGUAUCUAUUUGCUAUCUUCAAUAGCAUUACAGGAAUAGCCAUUCUCCUAUUCCAUUGUGUGCUUGAUUAUAGGGUACGGAAUGAAUGGUGUAGAUGUUGUCACAGGAUGCAAGGAAAACAAUACAAACCAGAAGUUAAUAACAGCAUUAACUCACGAUCUGCCCUGACAUAUAGUAAAAAUGAUUCCAUCGGCACACCGGGUAGAUAUAACAUUGGCAUAUCAACAGCAUCAAUAGGCGCAAGUAGCCGUUCAUCAAAAAUGAGUAACAACCCUCAUGUUUAUCGACCUGAUGGCUACCUACGCAAGACGGCCAGUACAACUACCACUUCACCAUCAGCCCAUUUUGAUUAUGUGCCAUCCUACUACAAAAAUAAUGCUGAAACAAAUUUAGAUGCAGCUCAUAUGGGUAUGAUGGGACACACCAACCCUGUUAUGAAUGUAUUAGAAGCAGUGUAUACCUUUCAAAAGGAUUGGCCUGUCAAGCUGUAUAAUGAUUCUGAUUCAGACAGUGAUGCAUCAGUUCAGCGUCAAAGAGAUAGUAUGUCAUUAGCAUCAUCUCAUUCUUCUGACGAUGAGGAAAUAGCACCCUUACCUAAUAAAGAACAAUGGAAAAGCACACCUAAAAAAGUUCAUUUACCAGAUAAUAUUCCCCAAACUACCAUAGCACCAAUCCAUAGUACACCAAAAGUAAAACCAUCACCAGAGAUGCUUCACAAGAAAAUAUAUUCUGGUGAUAUUUUAACAAAUGAUAAUGAGUCACGCCAUAGAGCAGAGCUUAAGAUAUUAGAUCCUAAACUCCCUCCACCAGAUAGUGAUAGAGAUGGAAGUCAGAACAGUGGAAGUGUGUCAGGAAGUCGGACACACUUACCGGCAGUCUCUCAACGUCCUGAUAUCCUACCAUUAAAAGGUAUCAUGAAGACACCAGGUAGCUCUCAUAAAGGAUCACCAAAUACCACAAGCAGCUCACAUAGUAGUCUGACUAAGAUUCCAGCUGAUGUCACAAGCCACAGGGACAAACUGACUGUUAGGCCGGCUGGAGGUCAAGGAGACAACGAUUCAGAUUGUGUUGAUUUAAGAUCUGGUGGAAGCAGCAAUGAGACUUCUGUAUGACAGUAAUAACAGCUGAGAAACUGCACUUGAUGGACUAUAAAUUUUCUACCAACGAGGGGGCAAUUGCAAAUCUACUUGUACAGAUAGGCUAAUAUGAGUUUGCAAACCAAGGACAAACUGGAAUAUUUUAAACAAGAGUGAAUGGAUUGUGAAAGUUGAUAUCAAAGUGUACAGUUUUUGUUUUAUACUCGUGUUAUUAAGCCUGUAUUUGCUCAAAUAUAAUUGUUGUAAACCAUGUGCAAAUGAUAUGAAAUGCAUGUACUAUGAUACUGAUAACUAGCAUUGAAAGUUUUCUUACAUAAGGGUGUCUAUGAUUUGAUCUGAAAUCUUUUUGAUAUUUGAAUGAAUUUAAUGAGUAAUAUAUUAAGAUUUGUUGAUUUCUAAGCUCUAUGUUUCUUUAUGAUACAAAAUGAAAUAACCAUGUCCAUCAAACUUUGGAAAGUACAUGAAAUUGUAUAUGUAAAUUAUUUGUACAGUACUAUUUAAGAACAGUUUCCAUGAAAGUACAGUAUCAUCAUGAGAAAAAAAAUAUUACUGUUUGUCAGUUGUUUUUUUUCAUUAUUUAUGUCUAUCCUGUCUCACAAUGUACUGAAAGCAAAAUGAACUCUGAUCUUAUUUUGAGCAUGUGCUUACUUUGCUUUAAGAAUACACUGAUCAAGCUUCAAAAUAGGAGAAUCAUUCAAUAAAAUAGGAACAAUAAAAAUGUUAUGUAUACAGUUUAAAUGUUUUUCAUUCACCAUAAUUAGUGAUGUUUUACUCUUGCAAUGCUUGUAUAAAAUUUCUUUAACAUGUGUGUGUGUUUUUAAUAUCACUGCUAAGCAGUAUAUUCUUUAUUUUAGUCUUUAUUGUAGUUAUUUAUUAUUUUUGCUGUUAACAUUCUUUUGUAAUUAUGAUUGAGCUAGAUACAAUUUAUUGCACCUACUACAUUUUAUUAUCAUUUUGUUGUAUAAAAUGCCUUGCCAUGUUUAAAGUAUUUGUAUAUUUUGGUUAGCACAUUUUUUUCAAUAGAUAUAUUAAUUGUAAUGAAAGAGAAAUUUUAGAUUAUACCCUCUUGGUUUUUCUAUCACUCCUGGUAUAUGUACUUACAUGUAGAUUACUUCUCCAGUUGAGAUUUAAGUUUAGAUAGAAAUUUUCACCUUUCCCUGUAUUCAGAAGUAUGGAAAUGAUUUGUAUAAAUUUGUUUUAUUAUUUCUACAGAAAAUGGCCAAAGACUUCCUAUUAUUAGGCAAUAUAUCGUUUAAUAAUGUAAGCACAGGUGUUAAGAGAUCAAAAUCAUAUCUCCAUCCAAUGUAUCACCUUUGUUGAUUUGUACUAUUUGCACAGUUCCAUUUAAAACAAAAAUUAAUCUCAGUUCAUGAAAUAAUUUUGGUUUUGUAUUCAUGUUGGUGUCAAGGGACAAUUAAUAUAGCUGUUGCUUUCUGAAAUGUUGGAAUGCCAAACCACUUUAAUUUAAUAGGAUGUUAACUAGCAAUUUUUUUCCUACAGUAAUUUAUGGACCAUAACAAUACCAGAUCAGUCAAGGAAACAAUUACCGACGGAUAGGGAAUGUUGGAGUUGGAGUUGAUAUGCUUGUAAAUAUUGGUUUUGAAUGGAUGUUAUGUACAUGUUGAGAUAUAUCUGUAUUGAUUGUGCAGAUGUUAUAGUAUCAGCUGCAUUUUGUAAGAUAAAAGAAAGAUGUUACAUUGAUCAGUCAUUAAGUGAUUAAAACCUAGGGAUUGAAAUAUAUUAUGCACCCGAAAAUGAUAGACAGGUACUGGAUCACACAUAAUUUGAAUAAUUCUUUAUUAUUUAAAGGAUAAAAGAAAUGUAAGAAUGAAUAGAAAAUAAAUUUUGGAUAUUUAAUUUGGAUAUUUUGUUUCUUAUAUAUUGAUUUCAUUCUUGAAUGUUUUGUGAUUUCUUCUGGAAAUAUUAUUUGAAUUAUGCAAUUUUUGUUAUCUUCCAUAUGAUAUGACUCAUUGAGCAUCCUUGUAUAGCUUCCUGUACUAUGGUCUUUUCUUUCAUUGUUUGAUAACCAUUUUUGACUCAAAAGUUAUGUUUGUUGUAAAUUUUUCUGGAUGCAGUUUGAUAAGCUGCCUUUUUAAACCUGAAAUUGGCACUGGAAUGCUCUUGUCAGACAAAUGUUUGUAGGGUUGAACUAUUCACAUACAAUAGCUCCCCCCUCUAGACCUUUGUUUGACCUGUACAUUCCUCUGAAUCAAUUGGGGUGUCCAAACCACCUUAGGAUUGUAUAGAUCUUGUCCUUGUGUGAGAAAUAAAGUCUUACUCUGUUGAAUUUACAGUCCAUAGAGAAAUUCAUUUUUUUAGUACAUUCUAGAUGUUAAAGCUUGACUAGUACCAAAUCCGAUCGAACAGGAAAUAGAAAUUUUCUCAUAUGCUUUAGUUACUUCUGUUCACUGAACUUUAGAUUUUCAUUAUUGAAAGAAAUUAACAAUUAUAUGAUUUGAUAUUUCCAACUUUCUUCCUGUUUCAGCCUUCUUCCAAUAUGAAAAUUAAUGAACAUUCAUAAACUGAUUUGAAUGUUCAUAAUAAUGUUAUGAGUGUCUUUGACUCAACAAGGGUCAUUGGAUAAUCCAUUCAUAUCGAAUUAAGUUUAACCAUUGUUGUGUCUUAAAAUGGAAAUGACUUUGUAUUCCUAUAGUAGAACACAAUACUCUUUAGAAAACUGAAUAUCUCUAACUGUACACUGUGCUCUUGUAGUCUUUAUGGAAGAUGUGUUCAAAUGUAGUCAUAUCUUUUUGAACUGUCAGUUGUUCACUUGUUCUGCUUUAGCUUGCUGUAGAUGUAAGAUAAAAACUGAGAAUAAAAAAAUGCAG